AUGUCUGACUCUCUCUGGACCGCGCUUUCCAAUUUCUCGAUGCCCUCCUUCCCCGGCGGCAGCAUGUUCCGCCGCACCAAGAGCUGCCGCACCAGUAAUCGGAAAAGCCUCAUCCUGACCAGCACUUCACCCACGCUGCCGCGGCCCCACUCCCCACUGCCGGGCCACCUGGGUAGCAGUCCCCUGGACAGUCCCCGCAAUUUCUCCCCCAACACCCCCGCCCACUUCUCAUUCGCCUCCUCUCGAAGGGCGGAUGGACGCCGUUGGUCUCUGGCCUCACUCCCUUCUUCUGGCUAUGGCACCAACACGCCCAGCUCCACGGUCUCGUCUUCCUGCUCCUCCCAGGAGCGCCUGCACCAGCUGCCCUACCAGCCCACCGUGGACGAACUCCACUUCCUCUCCAAACACUUUGGCAGCACCGAGAGCAUCACCGACGAGGAUGGCGGCCGACGCUCCCCGGCUGUGCGGCCCCGCUCGCGGAGCCUCAGCCCGGGGCGCUCCCCCUCCUCCUACGACAACGAGAUCGUGAUGAUGAACCAUGUCUACAAGGAGAGGUUCCCGAAGGCCACAGCGCAGAUGGAGGAGAAGUUGCGCGAGUUCGCCCGCGCUUACGAGCCCGACAGCGUGCUGCCGCUGGCCGACGGCGUGCUCAGCUUCAUCCACCACCAGAUCAUCGAGCUGGCCCGGGACUGCCUGGCCAAGUCCCGCGACGGCCUUAUCACCACCGUCUACUUCUACGAAUUGCAGGAGAACCUGGAGAAGCUGCUGCAGGAUGCCUAUGAGCGCUCUGAGAGCUUGGAGGUGGCUUUCGUCACUCAGCUGGUGAAGAAGUUACUUAUUAUCAUCUCGCGCCCUGCGAGGCUGCUGGAGUGCCUGGAAUUCAAUCCCGAGGAGUUUUACCACCUGCUGGAGGCAGCCGAGGGCCACGCCAAGGAGGGCCACCUUGUCAAGACGGACAUCCCCCGCUACAUCAUCCGCCAGCUUGGCCUCACCCGUGACCCCUUCCCAGACGUAGUUCACCUGGAGGAACAGGACAGUGGAGGCUCCAACACGCCUGAGCAGGACGACCUCUCCGAGGGUCGUAGCGCCACCACCAAGGCCAAGAAACCUCCUGGGGAGAAUGACUUUGAGACCAUCAAACUCAUAAGCAAUGGUGCCUACGGUGCCGUCUACCUGGUGCGGCACCGUGACACACGUCAGCGCUUUGCUAUGAAGAAGAUCAACAAGCAGAACCUGAUCCUGCGCAACCAGAUCCAGCAGGCCUUUGUUGAGCGUGAUAUCCUCACCUUUGCCGAGAACCCCUUUGUGGUUGGCAUGUUCUGCUCCUUUGAGACCCGGCGCCACCUCUGCAUGGUCAUGGAAUAUGUGGAAGGUGGGGACUGUGCCACCUUGCUGAAGAACAUCGGGGCGCUGCCCGUGGAGAUGGCUCGUAUGUACUUUGCGGAGACGGUGCUGGCACUAGAGUACCUGCACAACUAUGGCAUCGUGCACCGUGACCUCAAGCCUGACAACCUCCUCAUUACCUCCAUGGGUCACAUAAAGCUGACGGAUUUCGGCCUUUCCAAGAUGGGGCUCAUGAGCCUCACUACCAACCUGUAUGAAGGCCAUAUCGAGAAGGACGCCCGGGAGUUCCUGGACAAACAGGUGUGCGGGACCCCAGAGUACAUCGCCCCCGAGGUCAUCCUGCGCCAGGGUUACGGCAAGCCAGUGGACUGGUGGGCCAUGGGUAUCAUCCUCUACGAAUUCCUGGUGGGCUGUGUGCCCUUCUUUGGAGACACGCCCGAAGAGCUCUUUGGACAGGUCAUCAGCGAUGACAUUCUAUGGCCCGAGGGGGAUGAGGCCCUACCCACAGAUGCCCAGCUCCUGAUAUCCAGCCUUCUGCAGACCAACCCCCUGGUCCGACUUGGGGCAGGUGGAGCCUUUGAGGUAAAGCAGCACAGUUUCUUCCGAGACCUGGACUGGACAGGGCUGCUGAGGCAGAAAGCUGAGUUCAUCCCCCACCUGGAGUCCGAGGAUGACACCAGCUACUUUGACACCCGCUCGGACAGGUAUCACCACGUGAACUCCUAUGAUGAGGAUGACACUACAGAGGAGGAGCCCGUGGAGAUCCGCCAGUUCUCUUCCUGCUCCCCGCGCUUCAGCAAGGUGUACAGCAGUAUGGAGCAGCUGUCGCAGCAUGAGCCCAAGACCCCAGUAACGGCAGCGGGGGUCAGCAAGCGGGAGCCGAGCGCCAAGGGUCCAGAGGAGAAGGUGGCCGGCAAGCGGGAAGGGCCGGGCGGCCUGACCCUGCGUGAGAAGCCCUGGAGAGGGGGCUCCCCGGAGAUCAAGCGCUUCUCAGCUUCCGAGGCCAGCUUCCUGGAGGGAGAGGCCAGCCCCCCGCUUGGCGCGCGCCGCCGCUUCUCAGCCUUGCUAGAACCCAGCCGCUUCAGCUCCCCUCAGGAGGAUGAGGAUGAGGUCCGACUGCGCAGGCCUCCCCGGCCCAGCUCUGACCCCCCAGGCUCACUGGAUGCUCGCGCCCCCAAGGAGGUGGCUCCAGGGGACUACCACCUCAGCUCCGGGGACCCUGACGCCACUGAUCGCCCACGCCCAGGAGACCUCUGCCCACCCCUGAAGGAUGGAGACCCAUCAGCCCCUAGGGCUACCAAUGACCUGGUUCUGCGCAGGGCAAGGCACCAACUGACAGGCGAUCCUGUGGUAGAGAAGCGGCCGUCUCGAACCGGGGGAAAAGUCAUCAAGUCAGCCUCUGCCACUGCUUUGUCUGUCAUGAUUCCUGCAGUGGACCCGCAUGGCAGCUCACCCCUGGCCAGCCCCAUGUCCCCACGAUCUCUCUCCUCCAACCCGUCCUCGCGGGACUCCUCGCCCAGCCGGGACUACUCACCGGCUGUCAGUGGGCUCCGCUCCCCCAUCACCAUUCAACGCUCAGGAAAGAAAUAUGGCUUCACACUGCGUGCCAUCCGCGUCUACAUGGGUGACUCAGAUGUCUACAGUGUCCAUCACAUCGUCUGGCAUGUGGAAGAGGGAGGCCCAGCCCAGGAAGCAGGGCUCUGUGCCGGGGACCUCAUCACCCAUGUGAAUGGAGAGUCUGUUCAUGGCAUGGUGCAUCCGGAGGUCGUGGAGCUGAUCCUUAAGAGCGGCAACAAGGUGGCGGUGACCACAACGCCCUUCGAGAACACCUCCAUCCGCAUUGGCCCUGCGAGGCGCACCAGCUACAAGGCCAAGAUGGCUCGUAGGAACAAGCGGCCUUCCACCAAAGAGGGGCAGGAGAGCAAGAAGCGUAGCUCCCUAUUCCGGAAGAUCACGAAGCAGUCGAACCUACUGCACACUAGCCGCUCGCUGUCGUCUCUGAACCGCUCGCUGUCGUCCAGCGACAGCCUCCCGGGCUCACCCACGCACGGUCUGCCCGCGCGUUCACCCACUCACAGCUACCGCUCCACGCCGGACUCCGCCUACCUAGGUGCCUCGUCACAGAGCAGUUCGCCGGCCUCAAGCACGCCCAACUCGCCGGCAUCGUCGGCGUCGCACCACAUCCGGCCCAGCACGCUGCACGGCCUCUCGCCGAAGCUGCACCGCCAGUACCGUUCCGCGCGCUGCAAGUCGGCCGGCAACAUCCCGUUGUCGCCACUGGCACACACGCCGUCCCCAACGCAGGCAUCGCCGCCUCCACUGCCGGGCCACACGGUAGGCAGCUCCCACACGACGCAGAGCUUCCCGGCCAAGCUGCACUCGUCGCCGCCGGUCGUGCGCCCGCGCCCCAAGAGCGCAGAGCCCCCGCGCUCGCCCCUGCUCAAACGCGUGCAGUCGGCAGAGAAGCUGGGAGCUUCGCUGGGCGCUGACAAGAAGGGUGCGCUGCGCAAACACAGCCUCGAGGUGGGCCACCCGGAUUUCCGCAAGGACUUCCAUGGCGAGCUGGCGCUGCAUAGCCUCGCUGAAUCCGAUGGCGAGACGCCCCCAGUUGAGGGGCCUGGCGCGCCCCGGCAGGUUGCGGUCCGCCGGCUGGGUCGCCAGGAGUCGCCCUUGAGCCUGGGCGCAGACCCGCUGCUGCCCGAGGGUGCCCCCAGGCCUCCGGCGUCGAGCAAGGAGAAGGAGUCCCCAGGUGGCCUUGAGGCCUGUACCCCGCCCCGUGCGACGAUUCCGGGGGGUCGGACCCUGGAGCGGGAUGGUGGCAGCACUCGGCAUCAGAGCGUGCAGACUGAGGACGGCACGGGAGGGGCCGCUAGGGCUGUGGCCAAGGCGGCACUAAGCCCGGUGCAGGAACAUGAGACUGGCCGACGCAGCAGCUCAGGCGAGCCGGGCACGCCCCUGGUGCCCAUAGUUGUGGAACCCGCCCGGCUGGGGACCAAAGUUGAUCCUCCCCAGCCUCUAGGCACGGACUCCAAGGGGCUGCAGCAGCCCGUGCCCCUGGUGCCUCCAGUGCCCGAGGCCCCCCGAGGCCGGGAGUGCUGGGUGCUGGAGGUGGUGGAGGAGCGGACCACGCUGAGUACACCUCGCUCCAAGCCCACCUCCCCCAAGCUUUCCCCAGAUCCCCAGGCCCCUAUCCUAGCCCCAUCAAAGAGUCUGCCCAGCAGCGCAGGCCCUCCAGCCCCACCUGCUUCAGUCCUGGUCCCGGGGACUAAGCCCGAGGUGGGGUUGUCCUCCCGAUGCCCUGUUGAAGCUGUGCCGCCUCUAGGCCUGACCAAAAAAGGGGCGCCCUACCCUGCACCCCCAGGCCCAUAGUGCAGGGGGCCCCGGCCUAGUGCUGUACAGCUACCUGUAUACAUAUGUACACAUAUAAAUAAAGUCAGUGCUGUGUGAACUUUCUGGGGCUCACCCAUCCCUCCCUCACCUGACAGGGCAGGAUCCCACGGUGUCUCAUCCCCUGGUGCUGCUGUGCUUGGUGAGGAUGGAACACCAGUCCUGGAUGGAGGCCUGGACCCUUCCUAUGGCUCCACUUCCAGCCUCGCCUACACAACAGCUGGUUUGCAAUGCUGUUGAGUCCCACUGCCUGUCUGAAGAAAAGGCUAACAGCUCCACCCACCAAUUUGCUUUUACUCCUCAACAAUCCUGAGUGGGAGGUGUUAUGAUUCCCAUUUCACAAACAAGAAGAUUGAGUCACAAAGAGGUUAAGGCACACAGUUAAAUUCACACGAUUAGGAUUAUGGGAUUCAAACUGAAGUCCAAACUGGUUCUUGAACCUAAUCUCUUAUAUGCUCUGCUGGGUUUCCUGGUGAGACAACUCAGUUCUAUUCCCUACAGGGUUCCCAAAAACCAAAGCCCAUUGUCGUUAUCAAGUCAAGUCCAACUCACAGCAACCCUAUAGGACAGAGUAGAACUGCCCCAUACAGUUUCCAAGGCUGUAAUCUUUAUGGAAGCAGACUGCCACAUCUUUUUCCUAUAGAGUGGCUGAUAGGUUCAAACUGCCGACUUUUCAGUUUACAGUCAAGCACUUAACCCCUGUGCCACCAGGGCUCCUUACAGCGUUCCCAGUCCUUUACCAAUGGCUGGAAGGCCUUCCAGAGAGCAGGCAGCUGGGCACACAGUGUGCCCCCACCCCGAUGUUCCUCUCUCUGGUUCCGGUUCAUGUCACUCACACAGGUCCAGGGUCCUUUUGGGGCCACACACCACUUGGAAUGGUCUUCUGUGGCACUGAAAGUUGGCCCCCCUGGCCCAGGGAAGGCUAUCUCGGUUAUGUCCAAUACGUGCUGAGCACCUGAGCAGUUAGAGGGCAGAAUGCCAGCAGAAUUUUGCCAAAACUGGACCUGCAGGUUGCUGCCAAGGGCUCCUGCCAACCAGCCAGAGUACAGGUCUGCAAAGGAUGGAGAGAGAGCAUUGGCAGGGUCAGGGCCACUGCUAGAGACUGAGGCCAGCCACUUCCCCUUUCUGAGCUCAGUUUCCUCAGUUGUCAAUUCUUGGGAGCCCAGAAAAUGACAGCAUUAAUAUUAGUACAAAAAUGAAACAAAACAAAAACCAAACCCGUUGCCGUCAAGUUGAUUUUGACUCAUAGCAACCCUGUAGGACACAGUAGAACUGCCCCAUGGUGUCUCCAAGGAGCGGCGGAUGGAUUUGAACUGCCAACUUUUUGGUUAGCAGUUGUAGCUCUUAACCACUGUGCCACCAGGGUCACUCUUAACCAAUAAAAAAAAAACUAUAGCCCUUCCUAAAUGCUUUAUAUGCAUCAUUUAAUUGAAGCAUCACAAAAUCCUUUGAGGCAAGUAUCAGCAACCCCAUUUUUUAGAUGAAUAAACUGAGAGUCAGUUUAAAUCACACAUCACACAGCCAGAAACCAAGAUUUGAACACGGGUCUGUCAGUUCUUUACCUCUCAUGUGAUUAUGGCUCCCAAAGAGAGCCAGUCUCUAUUCUUGGUCUGCCCUCAGUCACACACACGCCAGACACAUCCUUUGCAGACAAAGAAUUCCCCAACCCCCAGCCUCAGGACUCACCAUCUCCAAAGUUUCCAAACUUGGCAAAGCUCUGGAAGGUGGCCCCUGCCUGUGAUGUGAGUGUUACACUGCUGUUCCAGGGCCCUUGGCGAAUGUGGUGGCCCUUGACCACUUCCUCCAGGUUAGGGAAUUUCUGGGCAAAGGCCCCUUCCAGCUUGUGGUCAUACACCAGGGGAUAGGUGUAGGUCAGCUGUCUCCCUGGAGGUGGGAUAAGGGAGGAGGAAGUGUGGGGGCAGCUCAGCAUCUGACCUGGGCAUCAGGGGCUUGCCCUGCCUCCCUGUCCCUGCUCACCAAUUGUCAGGAACUGGGUGAGGGAAAAAGACACACAGAGUAGGGUCUGGCCAUAAUUUCGAGCACUAUCGGGCCAGCUAUAUGCAGCAGAAGAGGCAGGCGGAGGGAAGCGCGGAACGCUGUGGACCAACCAGAAGCCCCCUUCUCGGUCCAGGAGCAGCACCCCUGUACCAGAAGAGCGGGAUCAGUGGGGCUGCUCAAGGCACCCCAGUAAGCACAUCCGUGACUCAGAAUGCCCUCAGUUUACGGGGGCCUGGAAUGGGUGUAGGCAGUGUCAGGACCACUGCUUAACUCAAUUUCCCCAGCCAUCAAUUCUUAUAGUCCUGCGGAAUGACAACGUUAACAGAAGGUGAAAAAACAGACCUCCAACGCCUGAAAGAGUAGGCUCCCAGGCCGGUCAGGGGUCAGCUGGGACAAAUUCAUGGGGAAACCAUGAGCUCCUCCCCAAUCCCAACCCAGGCCUCACCCUUUGUGUGUCCACGGCUGGAAGAGUCCUGAACCCCGCUGGACUCAGGCGGCUGGUCAUUGUAGAGCAGGAAGGCGAGCUGCGGGGUGGUGAACGGGGGCAACGUGAAGGUUCCCCCAAGGCGGGGCCUACCGUGGAGUCCCACCCUGGAUUCGUCCCCCUGCCCCUUCACCUGGCUGGCGUUGCUCUGAUACAGCGGCAGCAGGCUGCGGCCCACUGCCCCUGCCGAGCUGCUGAUGAACACCGCACCGUCGCGCCAGCCUCCCGAGGUAGCAUCCAGGUACUUGUACCUCAGCCCGCUCCCGGCCGCGUCCCCAGGCCCGCUUUUGGCCGGCAGCUUGUAGACGGCGAACCUGGAGGUUGGGAAGCGGGUAGAAGUGGGGUAAGGGGAAAAGAGGGAACCCUAGAAACUCACCCUGGAGCGCAGGAAUCCUGGAAGUCUCCUGGCUCCGCGCAGGUGUGGGGGAGGCGGUCGGUGCCCGAGCCCUCACCAGUCCACUGGCUGCCCAGAGUCCCCGUAGCAGGUCAGGGCCCCGGCAGGUACCCCGAGCAGCACCGCCAGGAGCACUGGGCGCAGCGCGUCCAUGGGACAAAACCUGCCUCGUGACCGCAGGGUGCCAGGUCACGAGCUCCGCCAGACUCCGGCGGGUAUGGCUCUCACUUCUCCAAAUUCGCCUAGAACCCCCGCCCAAGUUUCCAGAGGAUAGAGACUCCGCCCCGGAGACCAGACUGACUGCCCCGGUUCCCCAGGGGAGGGGCCCCUCAGGCCCCGCCCCCGCCCGGGCCCUCCCGGGGCCGCCUCUGGGUCCCGGCCGACUCAGUCCUUGAUCGCUUCACUCCUCAGACCACUCCCGCUUCUAGCCAGGCCGUCGGUGUACAGCCUUCUGCUGCUCUCCCAGCCAGUCACAGCCCACGCUCCUCCCCUCAGUCCCGCUUCCCAUUCGAACCUCCCGCAGCUCCUCCUUCUUCUCUCCACCCCGCCUCUAGGCUCCCAGGCACGAGUUUGGAAUGUUUCCUUUCAAGCCUUUACAGCGGGGACCCAACCCUGUGUGACCUUUGCUUUCUUAAGAGGAGUUUGCUUUCCUUAUUCUUCCCCUUUUCAUUCUGAUUUUUUUUCCUGUAUUCUUCAGACCUAGCCCAAGGGUCACUUUGAAUUACAGCCGGGUGAAAGUUACUGGGGUUUUGAAGCCCAGGCCGAGGCGCUCUUAAAAGGAGGGAGACCAUCCCUGUGCACGUGUAAGGCAGCGGACAAUAACACGUAGUCUGAUGGUGGUGGCGGGGAGGAGCGGGUGAGGGGCGUCGCUGGGGCUUAGGAGCUGAGAGCGUACCUGGGUCCCAAUAUCAUCUCCAGGGCCCCUGGCUAGCUCAGUCGUAGAGCAUGAGACUUUUAAUCUCAGGGUCGUGGGUUCGAGCCCCACAUUGGGUGGAAGUUUUGGAAACCCUGGUGGUGCGGUGGUUAAGUGCUACGACUCCUAACCUAAAGGUUGGCAGUUCAAAUCCGCCAGGCUCUCCU
Molecule: messenger RNA, 8687 nt
Organism: Loxodonta africana (African savanna elephant)
Lineage: Eukaryota; Metazoa; Chordata; Mammalia; Proboscidea; Elephantidae
Gene: MAST1
Product: microtubule associated serine/threonine kinase 1
Exons: 26
Coding region: 1-4713 (1570 amino acids)
Biological process (GO): cytoskeleton organization; intracellular signal transduction; peptidyl-serine phosphorylation
Molecular function (GO): ATP binding; protein serine/threonine kinase activity; magnesium ion binding
Source: RefSeq, a predicted model, not a curated record